GCGGCUCCAGGAAACGGCGCGUUCGCCUCUCGCCGCUUUCGCGACCCGACGCGCCCCAGCGACCCCACCGACGCCGUCAGACCCCACGGCGGGCCCCAGUGGCGGCGGCGGCAGCGCGGCCUCGGGUCCGAGCUUCGGACAGCUCCUCACGGACGGGGCGGGCGGCGCGGAUAGGGGCCCCAGAGCCCAUGGGGUCCCGGGCCGGGCCAGCGGUCGCGGGCCAUUGGUCGCCCCGGGCCUGAGGAGCGGGCGGCGGCGGCGGCAGCGGGGACCAUGACCUCGGUUUGGAAGCGCCUGCAGCGCGUGGGCAAGCGGGCUGCCAAGUUCCAGUUUGUGGCCUGUUACCACGAGCUGGUGGUGGAAUGCACCAAGAAAUGGCAGCCGGAUAAGCUGGUGGUGGUGUGGACCCGGCGGAACCGACGCAUCUGCUCCAAGGCCCACAGCUGGCAGCCGGGCAUCCAGAACCCGUAUCGGGGCACUGUGGUGUGGCUAGUUCCUGAGAACGUGGACAUCGCCGUGACCCUGUACAGGGACCCCCACGUGGACCAGUACGAGGCUAAAGAGUGGACAUUUGUUAUUGAGAAUGAGGCCAAGGGGCAGCGGAAGGUGCUGGCCACGGCCGAGGUGGACCUGGCCCGCCAUGCGGGGCCUGUGCCAGCCCAAGUUCCGCUGCGGCUGCGGCUGAAACCCAAGUCGGUGAAGGUGGUGCACGCUGAGCUGAGCCUCACUCUCUCGGGGGUGCUCCUGCGGGAGGGCCGCGCCACGGAUGAUGACAUGCAGAGUCUUGCGAGCCUUAUGAGUGUGAAGCCCAGCGAUGUGGGCAACUUGGAUGACUUUGCUGAGAGUGACGAGGAGGAGGCUAACGGCCCAGCGGCCCGUGUCCCCCAGCCAGACCCCGCUCGGGAGCUGAAGACACUGUGUGAGGAGGAAGAGGAGGGCCGAGUGCAGCCCCAGCCGGCAGCUGUCAGCCCCUCUAGGGCCGAGGACACCAGCGCAGCCCCUGUGAGUGCCCCUGCGCCCCCAGCCAGGGCCUCCCGGGGCCAGGGGUCAGAGGCAGCGACUGUAGCAGGGGGCCAGGCAGGGCCUGAGGCCCCAAGGCCCCCGGGAGCCCCCCUGGAGACACGGUCUCCAAAGCAGCCAGGCCAGGAUGUGGUCCCCAACCCAGCCCCCCGGCUCCGGAAAGGCCCUGAUGCCCCCUGGUCCCCAAGCCCCCAGGGGAAGAGCAAGGCCCCCGAAGUCUCAGGGGCUGCCCCCGCAGGAGUGGGUUCUGCUGGGGAAGCCCAGGCCCUUUCAAGUCCUCAGGAAGGGACAGAGGCCCAGGGAGGUGGGCCGGGUCUGGGCACUGAGGACAGAGGCCCCAGAGAACCUUCUGGAGGGCAGAGACUCAGGGAUGAGGAGGGGGUCAUUGGGGAUAGUCCAGGGGCCAGGGCAGUGGACAGUGAGCAGGAGCCAGGAGUUGGAGAGGUGGACACUAAGAGGUCAGUGGUCAGAGUUGGGGAGGUGGAAGCGAGUUCAGAAGUAAGUCAAGUGGAUGCUGAGCCCGGGUCAAAGGUGAGGCAUGUGGACACUAAGGGACCAGAGGCCACUGGGGUGAAGCCUCAGGCAGGGUUGAGGGGGACUCCCGAGGCUCCUCCAAGGGGGUCACAGGGGAGGGUGGGGGACAGGACCAGGGAAGAGGCUUCCCCAGGCUCAAGCCCACCCCCAGUGGAACCUGCUGGGUGGUCCCAGCAUCCUGGUGACCUCCAGAGGGCCCAAGUGGCUGCAGGCCAGGAGAGAGAGGGCACAGAGGUGAGGGGUGGAGCCCCUGGUGCUGGGGGGACAAGCCUGGAGCAGGGCCCCUCUGUUGGAGCAGCAAACACCAGGCCCCAGGUGAGCACAAGCCAGGGGUCCCUCCCAGCAGCUGACCAGGGGGUGAUGUCUAGAGAUCUGGGGGUCUGGGUGGCAGAAACUGGGGACACAAGGGUCCUGGGAGUAGAGACCUGGGAGGCAGGGUCUGAGGUGUUGGGGACCCAGGAGACAGAAGCACAGGGAUCAGGGGUCUCAGGGAUAGAGACUGAGACAGCAGAAGCAGAGAUUUUGGGGGCCCAGGAGACAGAAUUGGGGGAUUCAGAGGUCUCAGGCACAGAAGCUGGGAUGGCAAAAGCUGAGGUAUUGGGAACCCAGAAAACAGAUGCUUGGGAUUCAGGAGUCGCAGGGACAGAGGCUGGGAUGGCAGAGACUGAGAUGUUGGGGGCCCAUGAGACAGAGGUGGGCCUUUCAGGGGUACCUGAGAUGGAGUCUGGGAAAGGAGAGGAAAAGAUACUGGAGACCCAAGAGAUAGCAGCUAAGGAUUCAGGGGUUCCAGGGAUAGAAGCUGAGAUAGCAGAGUCUGAGAUAUUAGGAACCCAAGAAACAGAGGCUUGGGAUUCAGGCGACCCAGGGACAGAAGCUGGGGUGGCAGAAACUGAGAUGUUGGGGGCCCAUGAGACAGAGGUGGGGCAUUCAGGGGUCUCGGGGGCAGAGGCUGGGAUGGCAGUGGCUGGGGUACUGGGAACCCAAGAUACAGAAACUAGCAUUUCAGAGGUUGAGGUUUUGGAGGCCCAGGAGGCAGAGACUGGGGCUUGGGGGGCCCUUGAAUGUGAGACUUUAAGGGCCCCAGCUACUGAACCUGAGGUUUUAGGGUCCCUGGAAGCAGAUGCGGAGAUUUCAGGAGUCUGGGAGGCAGAGACUAACGUUUUGACAGCCCAGGAGGCAGAGGCCGGGGUUUGGGGGGUCUCAGAGGCCAAAUCUGGAGUUUUGGGGGCCCAGGAAGCAGAGAUCAUGCGUUUAGGGUCUCCAGAGAACAACUCUGAUGUUUUUGAGGCCCAGGAAGCAAAGGCAGGGCUCUUGGGGACCAAGAAGGAUAAAGAAGCUGAGGGAAGGCCCCCCGAGGCCAGCCUGAUUGAGGCGCAGGUGGCCAGUGGGGCAGGGGCUGGAGUGCCCGGGCCCUCGGGGUCCCCUUCCCCAGAGGAGCCUGAAGAGGACAGGAGGCUGCCGGGCAGCCAGGCACCGCCUGCCCUGGUUAGCUCCAGCCAGUCCCUGCUGGAGUGGUGCCAGGAAGUCACCGCUGGCUACCGUGGUGUCCGCAUCACCAACUUCACCACAUCCUGGCGCAAUGGGUUGGCCUUCUGCGCCAUCCUGCACAGGUUCUACCCGGACAAGAUUGACUAUACAGCCCUUGACCCACUCAACAUCAAACAGAACAACAAGCAGGCCUUCGAUGGCUUCGCGGCCCUGGGAGUAUCGCGGCUGCUGGAGCCGGCGGACAUGGUCCUGCUGUCGGUGCCCGACAAGCUCAUCGUCAUGACGUACCUGUGCCAGAUCCGCGCCUUCUGCACGGGCCAGGAGCUGCAGCUGGUGCAGCUGGAGGGCGGCGGCGGCGCCGGCACAUACCGCGUGGGCAGCGCCCAGCCGGGCCCGCCCGACGACCUGGACGCCGGCCACCUGGCGCAGCGGCUGCGCGAGCACGGGGCCGAGGCGCCCAGGGAGCCCAGGGCGCCCAAGGAGGUCACGACCCCGGCGGAGGGGGCGGCCCCCGAGGAAGCCGCCAGGGGCGCGGACGCGGAGCGCACCGGGAAGGACCGCGGGGCAGAGGCCGCCCAGGAGGCGCGCUCGGCAGAGGCCCGCGUCGACGGCCCCGGAGCCCGCGCGCCCGCGCUCCCGGCCGAGGGGCUGGUGAACGGGGCGGGGACACCCAGCGGCGGCGGCGGCGGCGGCGUGAGGCUGCGACGGCAGUCGGUCAACGGGGAGCCCGGGCCGGUGCCCCCGCCCCGCGCGCACGGCUCCUUUUCCCACGUGCGCGACGCCGACCUGCUAAAGAAGAGGCGCUCCCGGCUGCGUAACAGCAACUCCUUCUCCGUGGAUGAGCCGGACUCGGGGGCUGCGGGCGCCGCAGGGGCCGCCGCCGCAGAAGGCCCGAGCCCUGAACCCAGCCCUGCCCCUGGCCCAGCCCCGGGCCCAGCUCCAGCCGCAGUCCCACAGCCACCCCUUGGUGGGAGCCCCCCAUCUGAGGAGCAGCCCCCAAGCCCAGGCGAGGAGGCUGGGCUGCAGCGGUUCCAGGACACAAGUCAGUAUGUGUGCGCAGAGCUGCAGGCUCUGGAACAGGAGCAGAGGCAGAUCGACGGGCGGGCGGCCGAGGUGGAGACGCAGCUGAGGCGCCUCAUGGAGUCAGGUGCUGACAAGCUGCAGGAGGAGAUGCUGAUCCAGGAAUGGUUCACACUGGUCAACAAAAAGAACGCUCUCAUCCGGAGGCAGGAUCAGCUGCAGCUGCUCAUCGAGGAGCAGGACUUGGAGCGGAGAUUCGAGCUGCUGAGCCGGGAGCUGCGGGCUAUCCUGGCCAUUGAAGACUGGCUGAAAACGGCCGCGCAGCAGCACCGAGAGCAGCUCCUGCUGGAGGAGCUGGUGUCCCUGGUGAACCAGCGCGACGAGCUGGUCCGGGACCUGGACCACAGGGAGCGGAUCGCCCUGGAGGAGGACGAGCGCCUGGAACGCGGGCUGGAACAGCGGCGCCGCAAGCUGAGCCGGCAGCUGAGCCGGCGCGAACGCUGCGUGCUGAGCUGAGGCCGCGCGGCGCCCGGGAGGCCCUGGCCUCAGCGGCCUCGGCUCGCCGGCGCCCUCGCCCCUCCCGGCUCGCUCUGACCUCAGCUUUUCCCGCCGCGGGUGCCCCGGCGCCGCCUGGGGCCUGCGCUCGGGAGGACCAGGCCUUCCCGGAGGCCGUGCACGCCGCCGUGAGGGGGCCGCCGGCGCCCCUUCGUGGGGACGGGGUGGGGGCAGACCCUUGGGCCCCGACGGACCGGAGUGGCUGGGCGGCCGAGCCGUCUAGGCCGUAUUUAUUCGUCCGUGGGAGUGUGUGUGCCUGUGCUCGCGGUGGGCGGGGGGUCCCCAGGAGCGCCCCACACAACCCCUUCUCGACGGCAGAGCUGGCACGGGCCAGCCCGGGGUCGAGGAGAAGGAGGCUCGGUCAACCGCCGUGCCCGGCCCCCGCCCCUUCCUGUUGGUUGCGAGCAAUAAAGUUAGACCAGAACACGGA
Messenger RNA from Choloepus didactylus (southern two-toed sloth), 5047 nucleotides. RefSeq names its product EH domain binding protein 1 like 1 (gene EHBP1L1). NCBI's taxonomy places the organism in Eukaryota, Metazoa, Chordata, Mammalia, Pilosa, Megalonychidae. The record is from RefSeq and is a predicted model, not a curated record. The transcript is spliced from 19 exons. Gene Ontology annotation, molecular function: protein binding. Bases 274 to 4578 code for a protein of 1434 amino acids.